GAGAGAGAGAGAAAUAGAGACGCGGAGAAGGAGAAGAAAAGGGAGGAAGAGGGAGCGGAGCAGAAAAGGACACCUCAUCAGGCGUGAGGUCCGAGCCCCCUCCUCGCCUCCCCCCUUCCCCUCCGCGAUGUUACAAAGGCUGUGAGCUGCUCGCCUUUUCCCAUUCGCCUGCUGUCACUUCCUUCCUGGACGCUUUCAGGACGAGUCCGGUUACUUUUAAUCCGACCAGCAGCUCAGCCACUUUCUCCUCCUCCACGCUGCACACACGCACACACACACACACACACACCCCAGACAUCUUCUGGCUGCUUAUUGGAUUGACUUUGAAGGUUGUGUGUGUGAUUCAAGGAGGCUGCAUGUUGAACCAGGUGGCGAAUAUUUAAGGCUGGAAGAAGUAAAGGGAUUUUUUCUUUUUCCUGUGAAAGGAAAAUAUCUCAAGGACUAGUCUGAUCAUCCAAACAGCUAAAUGUUUAUAAUCAGGAACGGAUGCAGGGGACUGUGAACUGAGUAGUGCAAGUGCUGAAGAAGGAGGUUUGUUUUGAGGAAACGGGAAAGAGGAAGAAAAGAGAAGGGAAAAAUACCUAAUUUUAAGGAAGAAGGAGAGAAAAAAAAACGGGGACUAUGGGGAGAAAAAAGAUUCAGAUUACAAGGAUUAUGGAUGAACGUAACAGACAGGUGACAUUUACAAAGAGGAAAUUUGGGUUAAUGAAGAAGGCUUAUGAGCUGAGUGUUCUGUGUGACUGUGAGAUUGCUCUGAUCAUCUUCAACAGCACCAACAAACUGUUCCAGUAUGCCAGCACCGAUAUGGACAAAGUGUUGCUGAAAUAUACCGAGUACAAUGAGCCGCAUGAGAGUAGAACGAAUUCGGAUAUUGUUGAGACAUUGAGAAAGAAAGGACUUAAUGGCUGUGACAGUCCAGACCCCGAUGCAGACGAUUCAGUAGGUCACAGCCCUGAGUCUGAGGACAAGUACAGAAAAAUUAAUGAAGAUAUUGAUCUAAUGAUCAGCAGGCAAAGAUUAUGUGCUGUUCCACCACCAAACUUUGAGAUGCCAGUUUCUAUCCCAGUGUCCAACCACAACAGUUUGGUAUACAGUAACCCAGUCAGCUCACUGGGAAACCCCAAUCUUUUGCCGCUGGCUCAUCCUUCUUUGCAAAGAAAUAGCAUGUCUCCUGGCGUGACACAUCGGCCUCCAAGUGCAGGUAACACAGGUGGCCUGAUGGGUGGGGACCUCACAACCGGUGCAGGCACCAGUGCAGGAAAUGGAUAUGGCAACCCCCGCAACUCACCAGGUCUGCUGGUCUCACCUGGCAACUUGAACAAGAAUAUGCAAGCAAAAUCUCCGCCUCCAAUGAAUUUGGGAAUGAACAACCGUAAACCAGAUCUCCGUGUGCUUAUUCCACCUGGCAGCAAGAAUACAAUGCCAUCAGUGUCUGAGGAUGUUGAUCUGCUCCUGAAUCAGAGGAUAAAUAACUCCCAGUCUGCUCAGUCAUUGGCUACUCCAGUGGUUUCCGUAGCAACUCCUACUCUACCAGGGCAAGGGAUGGGAGGAUACCCAUCAGCCAUCUCAACAACAUAUGGUACUGAAUAUUCUCUGAGUAGUGCAGAUAUAUCAUCUCUCUCUGGGUUUAAUACAGCCAGUGCUCUUCAUCUUGGUUCUGUGACUGGCUGGCAACAGCAACACCUACAUAACAUGCCACCAUCUGCCCUCAGUCAAUUGGGAGCUUGCACUAGCACUCAUUUAUCUCAGAGUACAAAUCUCUCCCUGCCUUCUACUCAAAGCCUCAACAUCAAGUCAGAACCUGUUUCUCCUCCUAGAGACCGUACCACCACACCCUCGAGAUACCCACAGCACACGCGCCAUGAGGCGGGGAGAUCUCCUGUUGACAGUUUGAGCAGCUGUAGCAGUUCCUACGAUGGAAGUGACCGAGAAGACCACCGGAACGAAUUCCACUCCCCCAUUGGACUCACCAGACCUUCGCCGGACGAAAGGGAAAGCCCCUCUGUCAAGCGCAUGCGGCUCUCUGAAGGAUGGGCGACAUGAUAACAUUAUUACCUAUUAGGGUUUUUUUUUUUUUUUCUUGCAGUGUGUGUGUGCUAUACCUUAAUGGGGGAGGGGGGGUCGAUAUGCAUUAUAUGUGCCGUGUGUGGAAAAAAAAAAAAAAAAAAAGUCAGGUACUCUGUUUUGUAAAAGUACUUUUAAAUUGCCUCAGUGAUACAGUAUAAGGAUAAACAGAAAUGCUGAGAUAAGCUUAGCACUUGAGUUGUACAACAGAACACUUGUACAAAAUAGAUUUUAAGGCUAACUUCUUUUCACUGUUGUGCUCCCUUGCAAAAUGUAUGUUACAAUAGAUAGUGUCAUGUUGCAGGUUCAACGUUAUUUACAUGUAAAUAGACAAAAGGAAAACAUUUGCCAGAAGCGGCAGAUCUUUACUGAGAGAGAAAGCAGCUGUUAUGCAACAUAUAGAAAAAUGUACAGAUGUUUUGACAGACCCAGCGGUUGGGUGGCCAUGAAUCGAUGCUAGAAAGAGACUGGGUCACCUACCAUCCCGAAAAUGCUCACAAACAUGCAGGCGUAUCAUCAAGAGUAUGGCACUCAGUUAAAAAGGAACAUCACAUUUAAAGAGGACCAUACUAGUAAAAUUGUUGAGUUCGAGGGCUGACAUAUUUAAUUUUAAAAAUUCUGGGUCUGCAUCACUUAUUAAAUUAAAAAAAAAAAUAUAAAAAUAUGUACAUUACAUUUUGCUUAUUUUCAUAUUAAAAAGUAAGACAGAGUUUGCAAAGCAUUUGUGGCUUUUGUAGUUUCCUUAAGCCAAAAUGUGUUCUUUUUUCCUUGAUAGCUUCGCUAAUCUUUUAAACAGUCCUGAUGAAACAAACAAAAAAGGACUUUUUGUAUAGAAAGCACUACCCUAAGCCAUGAAGAACUCCAUGCUUUGCUAACCAACAUAACUGUUUUCUCUUUGCAGAAGUUUUGUUUUUGAAAUGUGUAUUUCUAAUUAUAUAAAAUAUUAAGAAUCUUUUAAAAAAAUCUGUGAAAUUAACAUGCUUGUGUAUAGCUUUCUAAUAUAUAUAAUAAUUAUGGUAAUAGCAAAAGUUUUUGUUAUCUUAAUAGUGGGGAAUUAUAUUUGUGCAGUUGCACAUUUAACUAUUUUCUUUCAGUUUUCUUUUACUGGGUAUACGUUUUACAGAUCAAAGUCAGCUCUUGAAAGACUGGUCUGUAAAAAGAUAGAAUUUACCCAUGGUGUAACAACUUAAAUCAUUUUAAUACAGCAUUUUACAAUCAGUUGGGUGAACUGCGAACCAUUGUAUAUACUGAUUAGUUCUUUCAUGCUGUUUUGUGCAUUGUAACAAGAUAAGGGCCCUUCUAUUACUCAUGUCCUGCGUAUCUUGUAGUUUUUCCAUGGGUUAAGUGACAAAGUGGCAUAACUUGGCCCUUUCUCAUUAAUGAAGCUGGUAUUCUGCCUGUCAGAAUUGGAUGUACAGCUCUAACGGCUGUCAGUUACGUGAGUGCAGGUGAAUAUUUGCGGAAGCAGUAGGGAGAGUUAAAGGGAGGGAUUGGCACAAACAUGCCUGUUGUAAAGAUUACUCCCUUCUCUCGCAGAUUUAAAACUCUUAGAGAGAUCAUCCAUUAAAGGACUGUUCAGAAGUCGACUGAUCUUACGCAGCCAAUAUUGGCCAUCAGGUCCCUGGUUCCCACGGACCUCUGCGGUUACGACAUCUCACAGCGGGCACGUUGUUGAACAACGCUCCCUGUGUAUUUGCAGCCAAGCAGGAUUUGCUUCAGCAUAUGGCAUCCACAUUUUUCUCCUGCCUCGGACUGUUCCUUUGACUAAAAUAGCUUGACGAGAGGGAAUGUAUCACUUCUUUAAGUAAGUCCCUCUUGUUUAUUAGAAGAAAGCGGUAUACUCAAGUGUUUCAGUUUAAUCUUUCUGUUGGAAGGAAAAAGUGUUCAAACAAAAUGUUAGUGCCAUAGUAAAACUGUAAUAUUCUCCUUUUUCCAAGAGUCCUUCCAACUCUCACCUACAUUGACACAAUGAUGAAGGAUAUAGCUGCAACAGCUAAAUAUCAACACAGAAUAUUUUGUUAAGGGAAAUCCACACUCUGUUUCCCACCUCCACACGCAGUUGCUGUGCACUGCGCAAUGAUAGAGCGUACCUCUCUGUAAUAGAGAAUGAUGAUGAGACUACAGUGUGCAUUAGGACAUACGCUUUUCACUUAUCAUGACUUUAUAGAAGCCUGCCUUACAGGCACUCUCAGCUGUGCAGGGGCUAGUGCAUAAUCUGGAAACUCUUUAAGCAGAAUACUGUGCUACUGAUGCAUCCAUCUUCUCUCGUGUAGCAAUCCGCAGGGUAAAGAAAAAGAUACGCAUGUUUUAAAAAAAAAAAAAAACACCAAAAAAACACAAAAAAGCAAACAAAACCAAACAAAAAAAAAGGUAAAAUGGGGCCCAUAAUUAAUUUUAAAACACACAAAAAAAAACCCACCUGUUUUUGAAACCACUUUCUUCACCUUCAGAUGAACCUAUACUCAUAUUCUCUUCUGAGAAUUUUAAACUUUGGUGUGUCAAAAAUAUGCAAAUAUAUCACAAAUGUACCUUGUCAUUUCAAAAAAAAAAAAAAAAAAAAAACAACUUUAUCAGUAUUGUAGUAGAAACUUGUCAGUGGGGAAGGGGAUUUGGUCUAUUGAUAUAUGAAGAAUAGCCAUAUUAAUAGUUUACCUUGCGAUUUGCCUCAGCAACGCAUGAAAAUGGAAAGAUAUCGUAUUUAACGAAGAUGCAGUGUAAUAUAUUACUGCAAGUAAAUAAGCAGAAAGUAGCGUGAAAAGUAUUGCCUGGGCAAUUUAUAUUAACUCUGACAGUGAUUUUUUUUGUAUAAACACAAGUAGAACAGAAUCACGUGAAAAUAAAUGCCAGUCACCCCUCUUGUUCCUGCUGCAGAGGGCAACUAACUUAUACUGGCAAAAUUGUGGGGGAUAAUGCAUAUUUGCAAACUGAUCUAAUGAUAAGAAGCACAACUUUGAUUGUGAAGUCACUUUCUGUAAACUAUAACUGUCUACCUUUCUUGUUCCUUUAUCUGUACCUUACCAUUUAUUGUAUUUGCAAAGCUAAUUUGGGUUUAUUGUGUGAUUCCUUUGUAUUUAAGGAGUUUGGGGCAGAGCCCUGAAAGAGUAUUAACAUUUACUUUACCUUAACCCAUGCUAUAUAAUGUUUUAGGCAACAUUCUUAAUUGUAAGUUGAAACACCUGAAGUGGCAUUCUAGACAUCUGCAAGUAUUGUUAUAGCUAAGCUAACCUCUAUUAAAAGGUGUUGUCAGUUAGUGUUUAAUUGCUGGUGACAAUUAUAUGAUAUACCCUAUCUGCACAACCUGUAUAUUGUAUGCAUUGAGCCAUUCGCAGUAAAGCUUUUGUCAUUUCAGUGUUUUUCAAAAGUUGUGUUUUAUAACAAAAUGGCUUAUAUUUUUCCCAGAAGAGGAAUUUAGCAGUUUUUAAUGAAUAAUAUAAAAAUAUCUGUUGUCCUCAGAUCUUUUUCAGGUAAAGCUAGCGUAAGAAUAAAAGAACUCAUAGACUGUUUUCAAGGAUGUCAACCCUUUUGUAUUGUAUGUGUUAUCCUAUAUACCCUCUUUUAUCUAUAGUCCUAACAGAGCUGUUUUGUUUUCCUUCUUCCUUCGCCUUGAAGGUAAAUGCUUUGUAAUUUUUUAAAAGCCACUUGAAACCUCAAUAAAGGCUGUUGCCUAAACAUGGCAUACUUCAUCUGUUCCUGUUUGUGCCAUCUGCUGUGAUGUCGUCAGUUAUAUGGCAUUAAUUUCCUGCCACUACAGGUCUCUUGAAGGACUGAUGGAACAUUGGUAUCUGUUAGAAUGCUUCAGACUGUAGAUGUAAUAAAAGGCUUUUGUUAAUAUAUUUUAACCAAAGAUGUGGAGCAAUCCAAGCUUUGAGCCACAGACCUUCUGCAUCAAAAGUAUCCGUUUGAUUAUUUUCAUAAUCAGGUGUUGCAUUUCUACCUUCCCUUCUCAUACCUCAGACUGAUCCGUACCUCAGUUUGAUUCAAAAAAGGUCAGUUAAGUAACUCAUUUAAAAAAAAAAAAAUUAAAAAAAAAAUGCAGUACCAGAGUCUUUUGUGGAGUAACUAAUAUCAGACCUGGGUUACCGCAGGCAUUACACUUGGAUUGCUUCAGAUGGUUUGUUGUAUCCUUUUUUUCUUUUUUUCUUCUCUUUCAUGGGGAUUUGCUUCCAUAAAACAAUGGUGAUAACAAAAAAAAAAAAAAAUAGCUUGUAAAUGGGAGCAUACAAGCAUUUGCAACAAAUAUUAAAGUAGAGGCUCACAGCGGCAUAAGCUGGACUUUGUCGCCACUAGAUGACAAGAUGUUAUAACUAAGUUAAACCACAUCUGUGUAUCUCAAGGGACUUAAUUCAGCUGUCUGUAGUGAACAAAAAUGGGAAAAUUUCAAAAGAUUCUCCUGCUGGAAAUAAGGUAUAAUUUGUAUUUUGCAGACAAAUCAGUAAAGUUACUGGCUUUCUUAGUGA
Molecule: messenger RNA, 6521 nt
Organism: Athene cunicularia (burrowing owl)
Lineage: Eukaryota; Metazoa; Chordata; Aves; Strigiformes; Strigidae
Gene: MEF2C
Product: myocyte enhancer factor 2C
Exons: 11
Coding region: 622-2043 (473 amino acids)
Biological process (GO): heart development; cell differentiation; positive regulation of transcription by RNA polymerase II
Molecular function (GO): histone deacetylase binding; RNA polymerase II cis-regulatory region sequence-specific DNA binding; DNA-binding transcription factor activity, RNA polymerase II-specific
Source: RefSeq, a predicted model, not a curated record